Colletotrichum lupini is the source of this 1062-nucleotide messenger RNA. RefSeq lists its product as uncharacterized. The record is from RefSeq and is a predicted model, not a curated record. The transcript has 5 exons. Lineage: Eukaryota; Fungi; Ascomycota; Sordariomycetes; Glomerellales; Glomerellaceae. The coding region runs from base 1 to 1062 and encodes 353 amino acids.
AUGUUGCGUGAUGUUGCGAUGAACUAUUCCUUCCCGGGAGGUGUGUCUUGGGCAGAGAGAAAGAGCUCAGGGGUGCCGAACCCCCGCAUGCGGAAGUACCCGGUACCUGCGGCGGAUCUGCUCGCUCAGUCGCACACGCGAACCGGCCCAGCAGGUCUCGCCUGCUCCGUCCCGCUGCCUUACCUCAGGUACUCUACUGCGAGGGUGCUGCUGCGGCCACUACUGAGAAGCCAGUACGAAAGAUGCGGAGACUCGGCGAGAAGGUGCGGUGCUCCCCAUCCCCUCUUUGUCUGGGCCGCUCGAAGUACCGGGUACCGCAUACUUUGCCUUGCGGGAAGGUCGUUCUGGGCCAUGUCAUCCUGCUCUGCUCUUCUCUACCACGUACUCUGCUCCACACACCUCUCCCACCUCUCCCACCAUCCUCCCAUCUUCCCGCAACAGUUACACGCUUCGUUCGUUUCGUGUCUUGCUCUGCUGGUUCUACCUCUUGUUCUCUUCUUCUUUUCCAUGUCACUCACUCCCACCUUCCUUUUCGGCCACGCCCCUCCACCCCUCCUUUUCGUCCUCUUAUUUUCAAACCCAGUCCCAAUCGAGGAUACCCUCUUCUUCGCCGGCCUCCGCAUCUACCGGCGUCUGUGUGAGAGGGUGAGAGAGAGCUGUAUUCCUACGUGGAUGGGCACUUACAUAGGCUUGCGCGCGCCCACCCCCAACUUGUCCUCCUCUCACAUACUUGGCUCCUCGCUCGCCUACUCGCCCACCCAACCACCACCAUCACCACCAUCUCAAUCCUUCGGACUGGGAUUAGUCGUCCACACCCGCAAGCACCAUCACACACAACCACGACAAGGACCAGGACCAGGACCAGGGACCAGACUAAAAAUCAACUCUCCUGCAUGUCCCGCCCGCUCCUCUCACAUAUCUCCGUUCACCACUGGCUACCCGGCUCGCACCCGUAACCCUCGACCGUUCCCAGUUUCUAUCCUCUUUGGACCGCAUCCUCGACUCUCUUCAACGAAUGACCGUCUUGUUUGCUUCGAUUUUCAUCCCGACAGCCUCUCAUAA